Molecule: messenger RNA, 156 nt
Organism: Auanema sp. JU1783
Lineage: Eukaryota; Metazoa; Nematoda; Chromadorea; Rhabditida; Rhabditidae
Source: the annotation of a GenBank genome assembly
AUGGCCGCGUUGAAAAAAUUUUUCAUCAAGCGUAAGCUCGCCAAAAAGCAAAAGCAAAAUCGUCCUAUGCCACAAUGGGUCCGCAUGAAGACUGGAAAUACUAUCAAGUAUAACUCCAAGAGACGCCACUGGAGACGCACCAAACUGAAGCUCUAA